CGAAUCGUGAACCCGCGGAUAAAUCAUAUACGUUUUAUAUUCACCUGUUGAUAAAAUGAGGUGCUGGGCCAUCAUAACUGGCGUAUUUUUUGGUUUAAGUUUUGUAUCACACCAUUGCGAAGCAUCAUUGCUAAGAUUGAAAGGGCCUCGUGGCGCAAAUGGCACUGGUCGUGUUGAAGUAUUCUACAAUGGAACCUGGGGAACAAUUUGUGAUGAUGGAUGGGAUUUGAAAGUUGCCAAGGUUGUAUGUCGUCAACUUGGUUAUCGAGAUGCUGUUCGAACCCUUGAGAGAGACGAGGUUCCUUCUGGUUCAGGCCAAAUAUGGUUAUCGUACGUCUCUUGCAGCGGAGAUGAGCGAAAUAUAACAGGCUGUUUUUACGAUGGCUGGGGGGAAAUUUCUUGUUCACAUCAUGAAGACGCAGGAGUUGAAUGCACAAAUACAGAUUUCACUGGUAUACCUGUGAGAGUGAGGUUACAAGGACCUUCAAGUGAAAAUGGCACUGGUCGUGUUGAAGUACUUUAUCAUGGAUAUUGGGGAACAAUCUGUGAUGAUGGAUGGAGUAUGAGAGACGCUAGCGUUGUUUGUCGUCAACUUGGUUAUCAAGAUGCCGGUCGAAGUCUUCAGAGAAACGAGGUUCCUUCUGGUACAGGCCAAAUAUGGUUAUCUGAGGUCUCUUGUACCGGGAGUGAGCAAAACAUAUCAAGUUGUUCUCACCAUGGUUGGGGAAAUCAUCGUUGUUCGCAUAAUGAAGACGUAGGAGUUGUUUGUACAAAAACAGAUUUCACUGGUAUACCUGUGAGAGUGAGGUUACAAGGACCAUCAAGUGAAAACGGCACUGGUCGUGUUGAAGUACUUUAUCAUGGAUAUUGGGGGACAAUCUCUGAUUAUGGAUGGGAUAUGAAAGAUGCUAAAGUUGUAUGCCGUCAGCUUGGUUAUCUUGAUGUUGCAAAGAUGCUACAGAGGAACGAGGUUCCUUCUGGUUCAGGACAGAUAUGGUUAGAUAACGUCGCUUGUACUGGCGAAGAACAAAACAUCUCAAGCUGUUUUCACCCUGGUUGGGGGGUUUCCGGUUGUGAUCAUUCUCUGGACGCUGGCGUAGAAUGCAGUUCAACAGAAAUUACCGCUACGCCUGUGAGACUAAGAUUACAAGGCCCAUUAAGUGCAAACGGUACUGGUCGCGUUGAAGUACUCCAUCAUGGAUAUUGGGGUGCAAUAUGUGCUCGUAGAUGGGACAGAAAAGAUGCAAGGGUUGUAUGUCGUCAACUUGGUUAUAAUCCAGACGAUGCAAAGACUUUUCAGUGGAACCUAGUCGCUCCUGCCUCUGGACCGUUAUGGUUAAAAAAUGUCCGUUGUAUUGGAGAUGAACAGAAUAUUACAAGUUGUUCUUAUGAUGGUUGGGGGUUUACUUCAUGCUCCUCCGAUGGAGUGGCAGGUGUACAUUGCUACACGAUAGACUUCACUGGUGUACCUGUCAGACUUAGAUUACAAGGACCAUUAAGUGCCAAUGGCACUGGUCGGGUUGAAGUAUUAUAUCAUGGAUAUUGGGGGACAAUCUGUGAUGAUGGAUGGGAUAUAAAUAAUGCCCGGGUUAUUUGUCGUCAACUUGGUUAUCGAGAUGUCGUUCGAACUCUUCAGAGAAACGAGGUUCCUUCUGGUUCAGGACAAAUAUGGUUAUCGUGCGUUAAUUGCACCGGAAAUGAGCAAAAUAUAACAAAUUGUUCUCACGGUGGUUGGGGAAAUCAUCGUUGUUCACAUGAUAAAGACGCGGGAGUUGAAUGCACAAAUGCAGAUCUCACCGCUUUACCUGCCAAACUGAGAUUACAGGGUCCUUCAAGCGCUAAUGGCACUGGACGUGUUGAGAUAUUCUACAAUGGAACCUGGGGAACAAUCUGUGAUAAUGAAUGGGAUAUGAGAGAUGCUAGAGUUGUUUGUCGUCAACUUGGUUACAUAGAUGCAUCCAGAGCCCUUGACGGUCGCCAGGUUCCUUCUGGUUCUGGGAAAAUAUGGUUGUCUAACGUCGAAUGUACUGGGGACGAACAAAACAUAACACAAUGUUUACACGAUGGUUGGGGAAAUCAUUCAUGCUCUCAUGAUGAAGACGCCGGAGUUGAAUGUUUAACCGCAAAUUUUUCCGCUAUACCUGUGAGACUGCGGUUACAAGGCCCGUUAAAUGCAAGUGGAAUUGGUCGUGUCGAAGUCCUCUUCUAUGGACAAUGGGGAGCAAUCUGUGAUCAUGAUAGUAGAUGGGAUAUGAAAGAUGCUAAAGUUGUAUGUCGUCAACUUGGUUAUCAAUAUGUUGUUAGGACCCUUCAAAGACACGAGGUUCCAACCAAUUAUAAAAGGGUAUGGUUGGAAUACAUCGAUUGUACAGGGAAAGAAGAAAAUAUAGAAAGUUGUUCUCUUAGUAGCUGGGGGGAUAGACAUUGCUCUGAUGAUGAAGUUGUUGGUGUUGAAUGCGCAACAAAAGAUGUCACUGGUAUUCCUGUUGAACUAAGGUUAAAAGGAUCAUUGAGUUCUAAUGGUUCAGGGCGCGUCGAAAUAUCCUAUCGCGGACGAUGGGGAACAAUUUGUGGUGAUGGAUGGGAUAUGAAAGAUGCUAGGGUUGUAUGUCGUCAACUUGGUUAUCAAGAUGCUAGUGAGGCUUCUUCUAGUGGAACACUACCACCCCGUUCUGGACCGGUAUGGUUAACACAAGUUUCGUGUACCGGGGAGGAAAGAAAUAUAGCAAAUUGUUCUCAUAGGGGUUGGGGAAAGGUUCGUUCUUGCUCUAAUCUUGGAGACGCUGGAGUUCAAUGUUUUUGGAAAACAGAAAAAGAAAAGUCACGUGGGGAACAGGAGAGAGCAGCUGAAUGGCCUAUAUUUAUGAUCAUACCAGCAGUCAUCAUCGCUGGGAUUAUCAUUGCUAGUGUUGCGAUAUUUUAUCCUCGCCAAAGGUUAAGAAGAAGAAGGAAUAUUGAACCUGAUUCCAAAUCUGAACAUACAAUUAAAAAUCCAGUUUACGGGGAGUUGGAUCAUGUCGGUCUCAAACAAAACUAUCACGAGUCAGGAGAAGCUGCAGAUAACGCCGGUUACGUCACACUAAUUGAUUAAAAUCAGCGCUUGCGAUUCUUUGCUAAUGUUGUCUUAAAAAAUGUAGUGUAGUGCGAAUCAUUUUCAGUUUGUUUUGAUACGAGCUGAGGUUAUAUAUUUUUUUGAUAAUUAACAAUAAGACAGCGAAACCGUGGAUUUCCGCUCCAUAAGAGCGAAGUGAACGAGACGUGGCCGUUUCUAUAACUGCACAUGAACACAGGAAAAAUGUUUUCUAUUUCUUUGAUUAUGUAACUCAAAAAAAGAUAUCCU
Messenger RNA from Dendronephthya gigantea, 3340 nucleotides. RefSeq names its product scavenger receptor cysteine-rich domain superfamily protein-like. NCBI's taxonomy places the organism in Eukaryota, Metazoa, Cnidaria, Anthozoa, Malacalcyonacea, Nephtheidae. The transcript has 11 exons. Gene Ontology annotation, cellular component: membrane. Bases 56 to 3091 code for a protein of 1011 amino acids. The record is from RefSeq and is a predicted model, not a curated record.